CUCGCCGUCUGCUCGGCCGGGCGUUGGGGGCCGGGGCUCCCGGAGGCGACAGCGAGCGGCCUGGGAGAGGGCGACAGGCGGCGCGGGGAGCGGCCCCGGGUGCCCGGGCCAUGCGGGCUGGGCGGCUGCGCUGAGGGGAGGCCGAGCCCGGGACGUGCCGGGGGACUGCGGGGCCGCGGGCCAUGGCUGCGGCGGCAGCGGCAGCGGCGCGGGACGGCGGGAGCCCGGCCGCGACCAGGUGAGGAGGCGGCGGCGUCCCCGGCGUCCCUGCAGCCGCGGCGGCCUCGGAGGAAGCGGACUCGCCGCCGCGCGCCCGUCGUCUCAGCCCUUCCUGUUGGGAUUAUCUUCUGCUCCCCGCUCCUCCUUCGCACCCCACGACCGAAGCCGCCGCUCGGCUUCAGCCGGUGCCACCGCCACCUGGGCCUCGAGGGGAAACACCCCCUAACCCCACGGGCGAGACCAUGAGGAAAUUCAACAUCAGGAAGGUGCUGGACGGCCUGACCGCUGGCUCGUCCUCGGCCUCGCAGCAGCAGCAACAGCAGCAGCACCCGCCUGGGAACCGGGAGCCCGAGAUCCAGGAGACGCUCCAGUCCGAGCACUUCCAACUCUGCAAGACUGUUCGCCAUGGAUUCCCCUAUCAGCCCUCAGCCCUGGCCUUUGAUCCUGUACAGAAGAUCCUGGCGGUAGGAACUCAGACUGGUGCUUUAAGGCUCUUUGGUCGUCCAGGAGUGGAAUGUUAUUGCCAGCAUGACAGUGGAGCGGCAGUAAUUCAACUCCAGUUCCUGAUUAAUGAGGGAGCCCUUGUGAGUGCCUUGGCUGAUGACACCUUACACUUAUGGAACUUACGUCAAAAAAGGCCCGCCAUACUACAUUCACUUAAAUUUUGCAGAGAAAGGGUUACAUUCUGCCAUCUGCCUUUCCAGAGUAAGUGGCUCUAUGUGGGCACUGAGCGAGGUAAUAUACACAUUGUCAAUGUGGAGUCCUUCACACUCUCAGGCUAUGUCAUAAUGUGGAAUAAAGCCAUUGAACUGUCAUCCAAAUCUCACCCAGGACCUGUUGUCCAUAUAAGUGAUAAUCCCAUGGAUGAGGGGAAGCUUUUGAUUGGCUUUGAAUCUGGAACAGUAGUUUUAUGGGACCUCAAGUCAAAGAAGGCUGACUACAGAUACACAUAUGAUGAGGCUAUUCACUCUGUGGCUUGGCAUCAUGAAGGAAAGCAGUUUAUUUGCAGUCAUUCUGACGGGACUUUGACCAUAUGGAAUGUGAGGUCCUCUGCUAAACCAGUACAGACCAUCACUCCCCAUGGAAAACAGUUAAAGGAUGGGAAGAAACCAGAGCCAUGCAAGCCUAUCCUCAAGGUGGAGUUCAAAACAACUAGAUCUGGGGAACCUUUCAUUAUUUUGUCAGGAGGCUUGUCAUAUGAUACUGUGGGAAGAAGACCAUGUUUAACAGUGAUGCAUGGGAAAAGCACAGCAGUGCUGGAAAUGGACUAUUCAAUUGUUGACUUUCUCACACUUUGUGAAACACCAUACCCAAACGAUUUUCAGGAACCGUAUGCUGUGGUGGUUCUCCUGGAAAAGGAUUUAGUGCUGAUAGACCUUGCACAGAAUGGAUACCCUAUAUUUGAGAAUCCCUACCCUUUGAGUAUACACGAGUCCCCUGUUACAUGUUGUGAAUAUUUUGCCGAUUGUCCUGUGGACCUCAUUCCUGCACUUUAUUCUGUUGGAGCUAGACAGAAACGUCAAGGUUACAGCAAAAAGGAAUGGCCCAUCAAUGGAGGUAAUUGGGGCUUGGGUGCUCAAAGUUACCCAGAAAUAAUUAUUACAGGGCAUGCUGAUGGAUCAGUUAAGUUCUGGGAUGCCUCUGCAAUAACUCUACAAGUACUGUAUAAAUUAAAAACGUCUAAAGUAUUUGAAAAGUCAAGAAAUAAAGAUGACAGACCAAACACCGACAUUGUAGAUGAAGAUCCAUACGCCAUUCAGAUCAUCUCCUGGUGCCCAGAGAGCAGAAUGCUGUGCAUAGCUGGAGUGUCAGCUCAUGUCAUCAUUUAUAGAUUCAGCAAACAGGAAGUACUUACAGAAGUCAUUCCGAUGCUUGAAGUUCGACUGUUAUAUGAAAUAAAUGAUGUGGAAACGCCAGAGGGUGAGCAGCCGCCACCUUUGUCCACUCCCGUGGGCAGCUCCAACCCUCAGCCCAUUCCUCCUCAGUCUCAUCCAUCUACCAGUAGCAGCUCAUCCGAUGGGCUUCGUGAUAAUGUACCUUGUUUAAAAGUUAAGAACUCACCACUUAAACAGUCUCCAGGUUACCAGACAGAGCUGGUUAUUCAGCUGGUGUGGGUGGGUGGAGAGCCUCCUCAGCAGAUCACCAGCCUGGCGCUCAAUUCUUCUUACGGGCUGGUGGUUUUUGGCAACUGUAAUGGCAUUGCAAUGGUUGACUACCUCCAGAAAGCAGUACUGCUUAACCUCGGCACCAUUGAGUUAUAUGGCUCAAACGACCCUUAUCGGAGAGAACCCCGGUCACCUCGCAAAUCUCGGCAGCCUUCCGGAGCAGGCCUGUGUGAUAUCACUGAAGGGACUGUCAUCCCAGAGGAUCGCUGCAAAUCUCCGACAUCCGGUUCUUCAUCACCACACAAUUCAGAUGAUGAACAAAAAGUGAAUAAUUUUAUAGAAAAGGUGAAGACCAAAAGCAGAAAGUUUUCCAAGAUGGUAGCCAGUGAUCUAGCAAAGAUGUCAAGGAAAUUAAGCUUGCCAACUGACCUAAAGCCUGAUUUAGAUGUAAAAGAUAAUUCCUUCAGCAGAUCACGGAGUUCAAGUGUAACGAGCAUUGACAAAGAGUCCCGAGAAGCAAUCUCUGCUCUCCACUUCUGCGAAACGUUUACCCGGAAAGCAGACCCUUCCCCAUCCCCAUGUCUGUGGGUGGGAACUACGCUGGGGACAGUGUUCGUCAUCACACUGAAUCUUCCCCCUGGGCCUGAGCAAAGGCUCCUGCAGCCAGUGAUUGUGUCUCCAAGUGGUACUAUAUUGAGGUUAAAAGGUGCAAUCUUGAGAAUGGCAUUUCUGGAUGCCACGGGCUGCUUAUUGCCACCUGCCUAUGAACCCUGGAAAGAACACAACAUCCCUGAAGAAAAAGACGAAAAGGAGAAGUUGAAAAAGCGGCGACCUGUCUCAGUCUCCCCCUCCUCUUCUCAGGAAAUUAGUGAAAACCAGUAUGCAGUGAUAUGUUCUGAAAAGCAAGCAAAAGUAAUCUCACUGCCAACCCAGAACUGUGCAUAUAAGCAGAAUAUUACUGAGACGUCCUUCGUGCUUCGUGGAGACAUUGUAGCACUGAGUAACAGUGUUUGCCUGGCGUGCUUCUGUGCCAAUGGCCAUAUUAUGACUUUUAGUUUGCCAAGCUUGAGACCUUUAUUGGAUGUGUACUACCUGCCCCUUACCAACAUGCGGAUAGCCAGAACAUUCUGCUUUGCCAACAAUGGACAAGCCUUAUACCUUGUUUCACCUACGGAAAUCCAGAGACUCACCUACAGUCAAGAGACAUGCGAAAAUCUUCAGGAGAUGCUCGGUGAGCUCUUCACUCCUGUGGAAACGCCAGAAGCACCAAACAGAGGGUUCUUUAAAGGUUUAUUCGGAGGCGGUGCCCAGUCUCUCGAUAGAGAAGAACUAUUUGGAGAGUCAUCCUCAGGAAAGGCCUCGAGGAGUCUUGCACAGCACAUCCCAGGUCCUGGUGGGAUUGAAGGUGUGAAAGGAGCUGCAUCCGGAGUUGUGGGUGAACUGGCCCGAGCCAGGUUGGCCCUGGAUGAAAGAGGGCAGAAACUAAGUGAUUUGGAAGAGAGGACUGCAGCCAUGUUGUCCAGUGCAGACUCGUUUUCCAAACAUGCUCAUGAGAUGAUGCUGAAAUACAAAGAUAAAAAGUGGUACCAGUUCUGACAACCAGAAUCCAAUAAGUCUGACUUUAACCAGAAGGAAAAGAAAAUUUCCUUGUUGAUGCCAUUGAUGUAUUUGGGAAAGAUAACAUAAAAGGGAUGCACAGUGCUGAAAACUUCUUUCCCAGCACAAUCAUGCACUGUUUUACCUCAGUCAAAUGGCUUUAACUGAGAAGAAUUCACAUGCGUGCAAACUGGAGCAGAUGGUAUACGCUGGCUAUGAGCUGACAAACGGAGAAGUAAGCAGGGUCACACUGACAGAUGAACACACAAAGAACGUUGAGAAGUGCUGGAGGGUGCUCCCUUGGAUCAUCCCUGUAUUAAACUUUCAGAUGCCAAAAGAUUUUGUGCCAUUGUAUCUGCCAUGAGUGUUUGAUCCAAUGUGGGGAGAGGCUAUAAAUCAGCAGUUAUAAGUCCUAACUGGUCACAUUUGUGUCUGGAUUGUAUUAGGAACAGCUGUCUGGACUCGCCCUCUCUCAAGUAGACUGGUCAUCAGUGUCAUUGGUGAAAGAGCAACAAACUGUCCCCUUAUCUUUAGACUCUGCUGAAUGGUGGGCUUUACGUAAUCAAAACGUAUACAUAGCUCAUGUAUGGGGAUCCUGUUCUGUUCUUGUUAAUCAUAUAAUUGUGUUCAGUUCUUAUUUUUUUCAAAAGCAAAACAAGGUGAUACAUCACUUUUCAUCGAAAAGUGUAACGCAUGACUGAAUCGCUCAUCUUCUGAGUUUCCAUGUAGUGGCCAUGCGGUGUGGAAAGUAAGAAAACCUCCAUUGUGGUGAGGAGAAUUCUUCAAUGUCUUUUGUCCUCGUUCACAUCAACUCAGCUAAGGGUAGACUUGACCAAAACUGUUACUGGUUAAAUUUGUAGAAAAGUUAAAAUUGGCUAAGUUUUUAAUUUUGCUUGAAUUUUUAUAAAAUGUUUAACCAAAUGUACCCUUGCGUUAUUUAAUUAAAAUUGCUAAAACAACAGUGUUUUAUCAUUUCAGUUAAGUGCUCAGCUCCCUUUAAAACUCUCCUUUGUGUGCUGACAGUGUCAGCACACUCAGGUGAUGAACCGUUUAAUCUUAGUGCACAUGCCACCGCAUGGGAAACUGCAGGUGUCUCUUGUGUGAGUGCUCAGGAGCCCAGUCUGAUGACCUACAAAACACCCUAUAGAAACACAUCACACCUGCACAUGUCCUUUCAGAUACUAAAGGCAAAAAGAAAGGAAAGUAUGUUCACUUUGGUGACCAAGUUUUUUCCGUAAUGAAGAGUGAUGGGCAUUGCGUGGCAGAGGACACUGAAUGAUUGGUUCUUGCAGUAGCAGGAAAGCACAGAAAGCAAGCAGUCUGGAGGGCAGAGCCAGGGCCUGCAGCUGUGAGAGCCACAAAGGAAGAAGGGAAGGGAAGGGAGCAGGAACUUUACAUAUUGUCUUGUGUGAAAGUCUGUGCUGGGUCCUCACGAAUGAGCAGAGCACAAUUUGGGAAGCGUGGUUGUUUUUUAUUCCAUGUGAUGAGUAAAGUUCUGUGUAAGAUAUCUUCACUUUUCAGUCAGUCACUGACCUGUUUCUCUUUCAUUAAUAAAUCUUUUGUUUACAUUUUAUAACGUGCACUACUGGAUAUAAAAGUUUACAUCAAAGUUUAAAUAGCAUUGAGUAAGGGUUAAAUAUCUGUGAUAAAGAGAAUUGAUCAAGGUAAAAAUGUUUUUAAACUAUAAUUGUUUUUAAAAGUUUCUGAAUCUGUAGAAAGUGAAAAACACAUUUCUGUUUCAUGUCCGUGCUCUGAACAUUUGGCAAUUUACAAAUUGCUUAAUUUGCAUUAUAUAUUGUUCAUUAAACCCAUGUUCCAUGAUACUUCAUUGGAAGGAUUGGGUUCCUUUUUAGAGGUAUAGUUUUAUGAGUAUCAAUAGUCAUAAAGAGUUUUAAAAAGUCAAAAAGUACUAAGUAACCUGAUGCACUGCUGACUGUGUGAAGCCUCCGCUGUUUAGGCUGUUGUAUUGUUUGUACAUCGUUUCCUUCUACAGUCAUUUAACUGCUGUAUGUGAGAGGACUCAAAGUUGUAAUUACUGAUAGCGAAGUAGAUGCGUUUACCAGAGCUGCAUUUCGUAAGAACAUCUUAACCUACGAUUUUAGACUCUUUGUUUUUUCAAAUUAGCCUACACAGUGUGCACAAGCUAAGUGGUUAGGACUAGAAAGUCCAAAGUAUUUUUUGAAUAAGAAAAUGAGCUUCCCAGAGCUGUGCUUGAUUCCUUAAAGGUGACCAACCCAGAGAGUUGGUUGGAGUCUGAGAUGGCCUGCCUACCCCCAACCCACUCCUGUCUUUUUGAUGCAAAAAGCAGUAGUCACCAGCAAGCCAAAGUUUCAGGAACUGUGACAAUAACAACAGCAGAAAGGUCAAAAUAGAAAAUAUCAGAAAAUGAAAAUCUGUGUGUGUGUCUAUGUGUCUAUUCUCUACCCUCAUUUGUCUUUGAUUCUGAAAUUCAUGUAUUCCUCAAUUAACCUUAUUAAUGAGAAGAGAUUUCUCUGUAUAUACCACAUACCCAAUUCAUUUCCCAAACUAAAAUCAGUCCCUGUUUGCUUAGAAUGUUGUUAUUUGAAGUAUUGUAUUUUGUCAAAAUCUUUCUGUUUAAAAUAUGGCAUUACCUUAACACUCACUCACAUUUCAGCUGUACUAUUUCAAAAAUUGGUUAUAGAUUAAAAAAACAACAACUGUUCCUGAUUUGAGGUUCAUAGAAAAAAAUACUGCUAUGUACAUCUGUCAUUCCUUGCAAUUAUACUGCACUGUCAUCAAGAGCAUUACGUUGAUAAUUUGCUUAGGACUUUGUGUUGGUUCUUCUGAAUUUAGUUCAGAUAGAUAUUUGAGUGUUUGAAACCAGCCUGAAAGUACACAUAUGUUUAGAGCGAGGGAGAUUCUGGAAGACAGGUAAGGAAGGAAGCUGUUCCAAGUUUUAUCUUAAGUUCUGUAUUCAAAUCAUCUGUGCUUUGCUCAAGGCAUUUUGCAUGUGACAUUAGUAAAGCUAUCUCCAAAGGUUUUUUGUUUUUGUUUUGUGGCAAAGAUUUAUUUUAACUUGGGGGAUUUUAUUUAUUUGUUUCUGCAAAAUAAAGAGCACUGAACUUUAAA
Psammomys obesus (fat sand rat) is the source of this 7010-nucleotide messenger RNA. RefSeq names its product syntaxin binding protein 5 (gene Stxbp5). Gene Ontology annotation, molecular function: myosin II binding; GTPase activator activity; syntaxin binding. Bases 462 to 3920 code for a protein of 1152 amino acids. The record is from RefSeq and is a predicted model, not a curated record. Lineage: Eukaryota; Metazoa; Chordata; Mammalia; Rodentia; Muridae. Gene Ontology annotation, cellular component: SNARE complex; cytoplasm; plasma membrane. Gene Ontology annotation, biological process: regulation of protein secretion; regulation of exocytosis. The transcript has 28 exons.